Messenger RNA from Triticum dicoccoides, 1788 nucleotides. RefSeq names its product autophagy-related protein 18a-like. The coding region runs from base 223 to 1476 and encodes 417 amino acids. Lineage: Eukaryota; Viridiplantae; Streptophyta; Magnoliopsida; Poales; Poaceae. The transcript has 4 exons. The record is from RefSeq and is a predicted model, not a curated record. Gene Ontology annotation, molecular function: protein binding.
UUCCUUUUUCUGCGAGUUGGUUAGAUUUGAUUAGCGUGAAUUGAGGGGCUGCGGAGGCGGGGCGGGGUGUUAUAAGGACUCCUCAUUUAAUGGGAAAAAAAAUCUUUCUCAAGUUCUCCGAAAACAAAAUCUAUCUCUAGUUCUCCCUUUGGUACCAAAUUUCAGGAGAUACCCGCUGCUUCUAAUCGAAUCUGGAGAAGACAAUCGCAUAUCCUUGUUCCCAUGGCGUCGACAGACCCACCUGCCGAGAGGAGGAGGCCUGCUCCUCCGCUGCCGUCCCCUAUUGUCCACCUCUCCUUCAGCAGCGACGCGUCCUGCUUCGUCGUCGCCGGCACCUCCAGCGUGCAUUGGCUUUCAUGCGACACCUUCAGCCUGCGUGGCCUCUACCAAGAAAAAGAUGCCAGAAAGACCAUCGCCGCAGCGGCCGGCGAUAUGCUUAGCCUCAAGGAAUCAGCAUGCGCCACCGUGAGCCGCGUCAACAGCACCAAGUUCUUCAUCCGGCGUUGGAAGCCGGGAUACAUGAACUACCACUGGCGGUACUUCGAGGGGGAGAAGACAUACACCGGAGGCGAAGAUGACGUGCGGGCAGUGCGUGUCCACGGCGCGAAGACCGUCGUCGUGCUCGUUGACCGGCUGGAGGUGCUCGGCUGCAGGACCAAGGACACCGAGGACAAAGAGCUUUGGUUGCUGCACUCGGUGGUGACCGGGGGCAAUCCCCUUGGCCUCUGCGCCGUGUCGUCAGGCGCGUCCUUCGCGUUCGUGUGCCCCGGCGCCAGGGAUUGUGAGGUGCACGUCGAGCGGUGGUUGGACGAGGGGGAGGUCGCGGCGCCCGUGGUGGCCAUACGUGCACACUCUUCCCGCCUUGCGUCCAUUGCCAUAUCUUGCGACGGCCGGCUCGUGGCCACAGCUAGCGUCAGGGGCACCCUCGUGCGCAUCUUCAGCGCCACCGACGGUGCGUUGCUCCAAGAGCUGAGGAGAGGCAGAGACCGAGCAGACAUCCACUGCAUCGCCUUCUCUCUGGAUUCAAAAUGGUUGGCGGUCAGCAGCGACAAGGCAACCGUGCACGUGUUCAGCGUCAAUAUCGAUUUGCCAAGCCUGACACCGGAGGACAGCAACAGUCCCGGCGGUCUCCAAGCAGCCCCGGCGCCGUCGUCUCCAGCAGUAGCUACAGCCAACAAGAGGUCGUUGUUGUCGUUCGCUGGAGGAUUCUUGCCGGGCUAUUUCAGUUCAGAAUGGUCGUCGACUCAGAUCCGCGUCCCUGAAGGCACCAAGUACUUGGUCGCGUUCGGCAGUCAGCCAAACACCCUUCUCAUCCUCGGCAUUAAUGGACGCUUCUACCGGUGCCGAUUCGACCCGGAAAAAGGAGGCGUAGUGGACGUGCGGCACAAAGGGACGCCUUGUGGGAGUGUGGGACAGGACGUGGAGUGCAUCAACUUCAUGAAUCCGAGCAAGAAAACAUCUAAUUCGAAGCCAUAAUAUGGCAGCUAGCCUUGUUAUCUUUGCUUUCUCAUUCAUCUUCGUCUUUCUGAGGGAUGCAGAUUUGGAACCUCCAGGGUAUCCUUCGACCCUACUUAUAGUUCAACUAAAUGAACUAACUUGAAUUCUGAAAAGUUAGUUCAUUUGAUUGAACCAAAAAGGAUCGGAGGGUACCCUUUAGGUUCCACAUUUGCAUCCCCAGUCUGUCUGAACAGUAAUAAAUGCACUACUGUGUGCAGCCCUGCGCCAUUUUGGAACGCUGCAUGAUUUUGUUUUUGUUCAAUGCAUUUUGUUACUGUUGUUUGGUGCGUA